AUGGAUAGCACUACAAAACCACCGCCGGCGUUAGACCUGAAUAACCUAAGAGCCAUCAAACUACUAGGCAAAGGUGCCUUAGGCACUGUCUUUCUUGUUCAUCACAACUCACAUGAAUCCUUCGCCCUCAAGGUGGUGGAGAAAUCCUCCCUCCACCGCGCCCACCACGAAAUCUCCGUCCUCAGCCGCCUUCAAAAUCAUCCUUUCCUCCCUUCCCUACUCGGAUCAUCGGAAAAUCAAGAAAUCAUUUGUUGGGCCAUACCAUACUGUCCCGGAGGUGACCUUAACGUCCUCCGUUACCAGCAAGCGGACCACGUUUUCUCACCGGCCGUUAUUCGUUUCUAUUUAGCUGAAAUCAUUUGUGCUCUUGAACAUCUUCACCAGCAAGGCAUUGUUUACAGGGACCUCAAGCCGGAAAACAUCCUUAUACAGCAAUCUGGUCACGUCACACUCACGGAUUUCGACCUAUCACGUACCUUAACACCCAGAAAAGCAUCUGCCCUGCAUUUUUUUUCCGAUUAUGAGGAGGAACCUCUAUUGAAAAAGAAGGGUUUCAACAAUACCAAGAAAGGAUUGAAGAAAGCGAAAAGUGCACGUGUGUCGCCUGUAAGCAGAAGAAACCCGAUUGAAUUUCCAAACAAUGAGCGUUCAAAUUCUUUCGUCGGCACCGAAGAAUACAUGGCGCCAGAAAUUAUAACUGGAGCCGGCCAUGAAUUUGCAGUGGAUUGGUGGGCUCUUGGAGUGCUUUGUUACGAAAUGCUGUAUGGGAGGACACCGUUUAAGGGAAAUAAUAGGAAGGAAACUUUCUACAAAAUAUUAGCGUUGCAGCCGGAGUUCGUCGGAAAACCCGAUCCAUUAACUGAUUUGAUCGGAAAGUUGCUGGAGAAAGACCCCACGCGCCGUUUGGGAUACCGAAGAGGCGCGGCUGAGAUUAAGGAGCAUGAAUUCUUUCGCGGGUUGAAGUGGGACUUGUUGACGGAAGUUUUACGGCCGCCGUUUCUUCCGUCAAGAGAUGAGACGGAGAUAACGGAGAAGUUGGGAAAAGGUGGAAUUGAUAUAGCCGAAUACUUUCAGAAGUUGAAGGUUCUGCCGUCCCCGUUACGAUCGUCACUUGACGAGCCUGAAGAACGUAGCGUUUCAUUCACGGAGUUCUGA
Molecule: messenger RNA, 1155 nt
Organism: Fraxinus pennsylvanica
Lineage: Eukaryota; Viridiplantae; Streptophyta; Magnoliopsida; Lamiales; Oleaceae
Source: the annotation of a GenBank genome assembly